Molecule: messenger RNA, 3738 nt
Organism: Grammomys surdaster
Lineage: Eukaryota; Metazoa; Chordata; Mammalia; Rodentia; Muridae
Gene: Mtmr7
Product: myotubularin related protein 7
Exons: 14
Coding region: 56-2038 (660 amino acids)
Biological process (GO): phosphatidylinositol dephosphorylation
Molecular function (GO): phosphatidylinositol phosphate phosphatase activity
Source: RefSeq, a predicted model, not a curated record
GCGCGCAGGUGCGUGAGGCCGCGCCCGCCGGGGACCCUGCAGACGCGGACCCGCCAUGGAACACAUCCGCACGCCCAAGGUUGAAAAUGUGCGCUUGGUAGACCGAGUGUCUUGUAAGAAGGCAGCGCUGGGAACUUUGUAUCUGACGGCCACUCACGUCAUAUUCGUGGAAAAUGCACCUGACACAAGGAAAGAAACCUGGAUUCUUCACAGUCAGAUCUCCACCAUUGAAAAGCAGGCGACAACAGCUACGGGCUGCCCUCUGCUUAUUCGCUGCAAGAACUUUCAGAUCGUACAGCUUGUCAUACCGCAGGAGAGAGACUGCCAUGACGUGUACAUCUCUCUGAUACGCCUUGCACGGCCAGUGAAAUAUGAGGAGCUCUACUGCUUUUCCUUCAAUCCCAAGCUGGAUAAGGAAGAACGAGAGCAGGGCUGGCUGCUGGUUGACCUUAGUGAAGAAUACAAGCGGAUGGGCCUCCCUGAUAAUCACUGGCAGCUCAGCGAUGUGAACAGAGACUACAGAGUUUGUGACUCUUACCCCACGGAACUGUAUGUCCCCAGAUCGGCCACAGCACACAUCAUCGUGGGCAGCUCCAAGUUCCGGAGCAGACGGCGAUUUCCUGCCCUUUCCUACUACUGUAAAGAAAGCCAUGCCUCCAUCUGCAGAAGCAGCCAGCCCCUUUCUGGUUUCAGUGCUCGGUGCCUGGAGGAUGAGCAGAUGCUCCAAGCCAUCAGGAAAGCCAAUCCUGGAAGUGACUUCAUUUAUGUCGUGGACACAAGGCCUAAACUUAAUGCAAUGGCAAAUCGGGCUGCAGGGAAAGGCUAUGAGAAUGAAGACAAUUAUUCCAAUAUCAAGUUUCAGUUUAUCGGGAUAGAGAACAUCCAUGUCAUGAGGAACAGUCUUCAGAAAAUGCUGGAAGUGUGUGAACUUAAGUCUCCCUCUAUGAGUGAUUUCCUAUGGGGACUCGAGAACUCAGGCUGGCUAAGGCACAUCAAAGCCAUCAUGGAUGCAGGGAUCUUCAUUGCAAAGGCAGUUUCAGAGGAAGGAGCAAGUGUGCUUGUCCACUGUUCUGACGGCUGGGACAGAACGGCCCAGGUAUGUUCGGUGGCAAGCCUGCUGCUGGACCCUUACUACCGGACUCUGAAAGGAUUCAUGGUAUUAAUUGAAAAGGACUGGAUUUCCUUCGGACAUAAAUUUAAUCAUAGAUAUGGCAACUUAGAUGGUGACCCUAAAGAAAUCUCUCCAGUGAUCGACCAGUUCAUUGAGUGCGUCUGGCAGUUAAUGGAACAGUUCCCUUGCGCCUUUGAGUUCAACGAGAGGUUUCUGAUUCACAUUCAACAUCAUGUUUACUCCUGCCAGUUUGGAAACUUCCUAUGUAAUAGCCAGAAGGAGAGACGAGAACUCAAGAUUCAAGAAAGAACCUACUCUUUGUGGUCAAACAUGUGGAAGAAUCGGGCUGACUACCUCAAUCCUCUGUUUAGAGCUGACCACAGUCAGACCCAGGGGAGCCUUCAUCUGCCGACAGCUCCAUGCAACUUUACAUAUAAGUUUUGGAACGGGAUGUAUAACCGCUUUGAAAAGGGGCUGCAGCCUCGACAGUCUGUUACAGAUUACCUCAUGGCUGUGAAGGAGGAGUCCCAGCAGCUGGAGGAAGAACUGGAGUCCCUAGAAGAAAGGCUGGAAAAAAUUCAGAAAGUUCACUUCAAUGGCACCAAAGUGAAGAGUAAACAAAGUGAACCCAGCAAACACUCGGGAUUUUCUACCUCAGACAACAGCACAGCCAACACUCCUCAGGAUUACAGUGGGAACAUGAAGUCCUUCCCAUCCAGGAGCCCUUCCCAGGGUGAUGAAGAUUCUGCUCUGAUUCUAACCCAAGACAAUUUAAAAAGCUCAGACCCCGAUCUUUCAGUGAAUAGUGAUCAGGAGUCUGGGGUGGAGGAUCUGAGCUGUCGAUCUCCCAGUGGUGGUGAGCAUGCACCCAGCGAAGACAGCGGCAAGGACCGGGACUCUGACGAAGCUGUGUUUCUCACUGCCUGAAGUUUCCCUUUGGAGGUUCAAAGUAAAAGACACAGAAACACUUUCAAAUUAAGGGGAAAGUGCAAUUCGUAGUAAAAAUGUUGAGAAAUGGCAAGUUCCAUCCAUAACUAUAAAAUUACAGCUGUGAAAAUGGAAAAAAAAAUGUUUGUUAUCAAUAGCCAGUUCUUUUAUCAAAUCAUUCUUCCCAGAGGGCACGGGGCAGGAGCCAGCGGGGCUGUCAAGACCUUCCCACCAGCUCCCAUCAGCUGCCCUCACAUCAUCAUUAGGAUAAGCUGCUCUGUAUCACCAGUACUCUCCAGACCAUGGCGUCUGAUCCCCAGUAUGUGCUCACUGAGUGUAAUCUCCUCAUCCUGGGUAGAUAGUUCAAAUUUGAGGGAGAGAAGGAAGUAAUCUCUGGGGAAUCUGACCACCGACACAAGUGGAUAGUUCUACAGAUUCCGAGCCUGUUGCAAAAUGGUGAAUGAGUACAAGUUUCAGAUUUUGUAACCAGCCUCAGUCUAUGAUGCUCAUCUGCAUAGAUGCCAGGUCUUCUGAGGGUCAGGAUGUGUGGGAGUGACCUCAGGAGAGGAGGAGCCGCGCAAGCCAUAGUAAGCUUAUCAAAACAUAAUGGAGACUGAUCCCCACUCCUGAGGCUCACGUUAGACUAUGAAAAUUAUACUCACUACAGAGAAAGCAUCGUCACCUAAGGCUGUCCAGACAGCUAGACAGUCUUCCCUGGCAUAGCAUGUCUCUGCUUAUAAAGCCCUCCUCUCAUACCUGUUGAUGUUUGGACUUUGAUUUCACUUCCAGAUACAGCUUACAUUCACAAACAUUUGAUAUUUCCUUCUGCCUUUAUCAAUAUUUAAAAAUAAGUACUCAGAGUACCCUUUUCUGUCAAAUAAAUUUUUCCCCUAUGGAGUAUCUUCUGCUUCUCAAAAAUGUGUAUCUUUAACAUGAAUGUAGUACCUAGUAAAGCAGAAGCCUCACUCACUUUCUCCAUCUCAAAUCUGAAUCCAGACAUUAGCUCUUAGCAACCUUUCACUACUAUUUCAGAGAUUAUAUCUAUCAAAUCUGUGAGCCAGCACUAACUUGAUUCCGAAUUACAACACUGUAAACUCAGUAGGUCAUAGUACUCAGUUGCAAUGGAAAAGGUAAAGAACUAGGGAAUUUGCUUAUCAUGUAGUUACUAUCUGCUUAUUGUGAUACGACACCACAACCAAGGCAACUAGAAUAAAGGAUUUAUUUGGGGCUUACAGUUUCAAAGGGUCAGAAUCCACGACUAUCAUGGUGGAAGGCAUGGCAGUAGCCAAGUAGGUGUGGCAUUGGAGCAGUAGCUGACAGGUCACAUCUCGAGACAAAACCAAUAGGCAGUGAGAGCUAACUAGAAAAGGCAUGGAUUUUUUUGAACAUUUAAAGGCAGCUCCCAGUAGCAUACCCCUCCAACAAGGCCGCACCUCUUAAUCCUUCCUAAACAGUUCUACCAACCCAGGAACAAAGCAUUCAAAUAGAUGAGCCUUUGGGAGCCAUUCUUCAAACUCCCAACACAUCUGCUAAACACAGGGAAUAAAGGUUACAGCACUUUUCAUUUUACAAAUUAUAUAGAAAAUUAAUUCUUCCUGUAACAUUAGCUAUAUCUCAUGACCAUGGACUACUGAAUGGUACUUCUGAAGAAUCUGUUAAAAUGCAUUUAAAUCAGGAGUUGAAUUGAGCUUUUGAUCUGA